ACUGUUGCUGCUAGAUACCUGGCCGUUGUGCUUCAGGAUUCUCGCAGGGUAUUUAAAUGUUCUUAUUGCGAGGAAUAUAGACCCAGGUCCCAAAAAAAAAAAAAAACACUGGUGGCAGCGUGAAUGAAUGAAUGAAUGAACUAUAGUUGGAGUAGUACGAGUUCUUUUGUUCCUGAAACCUUUUUGUGCUCGUCGUUGGCUCUGAACAACAACCCAAUUUAUUAUCUCUAAAAAAAUGUACAUCUAGUUCUAGUAGAAGUUCUUGUUGAAUAUCAUAUAGUUUUACAAUUACAGUGUGUAGAAUUUGAUUGCCAUCAUUCAUACAUUUCCUGUCAACUACGCCUAAGUAAAGAUGGCAGCCUCUUCCAACUUGUUCUUAGAUCAGGUGAGAACCUUGUUGUACAAGGAUAUCCUCCUCUCCUCGCGAAGUCUCCCGACCUUCGUCUGCAGUCUAAUAUGUCCGGCGUUUAUGCUUUUCUUCAGCACCUUUUUUGUGCUGUUCAUCGAUGAAGAGAUAAGGGUGCAACCUUAUCAGACGGUACGACCUAUUCUUGUGUUGUCUCGUGUGUGUUACAACGAACACAUCAUUCAAUCUACUACUUGUUGAUAGAUUAGACCCUAUCUGCGUCAGUAUCUACAACCUGUAAUAAUCUUGCUAUGUAGUGAUAAAUUGCGGAAAUGACGACCAACCAGCACGACACGCACGACAUUGCCACCUCUCGUCUACCUCCAGUCAACCUCCUUCUCUUCCCAUACAACAGGUAAACCUCCGCACCCGAGACAUCCAAUCUGAAUACGGUUUUGACCCUUUUCCUGCACAAUGUGGCGAGUUGGCCAGUUCAGAGUACCAGGAGAGCUUCGAGUCCUGGCGAGUGGAACAGCAAGUUUCACUGGCACCGGGUUACAAUUAAGGCAGCUCAACAUAAGUAAUGUUAAUUCAUUUCUACAUCAAAUAGCACUCAUGACUUGCCUUUAGUUUUUCCGGCACUUAUCUCACGCGUAACACGUCACUUCUACACGUUUUAUUUAUUUUUCUGCUCGCUGUCUCCUUUCUAGGAGGGUGAGAAAAUGGAAGCAAGAAGUGGAAAAAUAUUUUGAGCUCUAAUACAAUAUGAACUUCGAUUGCUUUCUCGACAGUAUGGCGGACUUCGUACCGUUUUGGCGGGAGAUGCUUCUACAGGUUCGGCAAAAGCCCGCAUGGACCCCGAGGGUUCAGACCUUUGGCAUAUCCCCAGGUGUGCAGGAUGAUGAGGCGACUUUGGGUGGCAGGUUUCAGAAAUACUUAGAGAAACGCUACGACAAGCAAAUGUUCUUGGCGGAGGAGUUGUACAAACUGUUUAACAACGAUUGUUUCAAUCAUACGGGACUAGCGAGUGCAACGACUGCCGCAUUGGCGAGGGGAGCGUCAGCGACGGGGCAGACGUUUACGGAGGCGAUGACAUACGAUUAUGGCCAUUGGGUUUUUCACUAAGUACAAAUACAACCUUCUCCUUCGUCAUGUGUUGUAAAUAAAAAGCACUUUCUUCUUGAUUUUUUAGAAGAUUUUUGCACGCUCAACUACGUAAUUAUCCACGUCCAGCACCACCUUAAUACAGCACCAUGAUUCUCCUUCCCCUUUGUUCAUAUCACCAUCUGCUUAUCGAGUGCGACGAUGACUCCCGUUUCCUGUCUCAGCACCUGUCAAGAUGGAGCAACCAUAGCUGGUCGAACAGUUCCUCCCGGAGCGGCUAAUGUGACCAUAGUCGUGAAUGCAAGCUACAACUACCCCGCACUAGUCGGUUAUUGGACGCAUCCCAACAGCAGCCUUGUUGCCACAGAUCCUGGCUUCGUAGCACCAGUGCCGCCAGCGGCUGUUGCCGGCAGUUUUGCAGCGAAGUUGAACCAGAUCGUUGCUCAACGAUUGGCAGGCAACUCGACAGCACUGAGACUGUUGAGAGAACUCUCAGCUGCUUCUGAAGAGGAGCAGGGGAUGUACUUGAUGAAUGCAGAAGGUUCUUCAGUUGGUGCUUCUCUGGCUCCUCUUGGCGACAAUGUUGGAAAAGAGCAAUUAGAAGAAGUAACUACGAAGAGCAACCACUAUGUAGUUGAACAAGAGGACAAGAGGCUGAUGAACAACGAUAAUGACAUUACCUCUACUCUUGCCGCUUUUCCGACUUCCGGCAGCGCACUGAUUUCUCAGUUAACCCGCAAAUUCAACGAGGUACGAAAAAAACGCAUGCUGGAGCAAGAGCAGAACAACAAGGGUUUGCGGAACAUCAAGAAGAGGAAGAAAGACAGAACUACAGACUCUUUCACAGCUUCAGCGAUGACGAUGGCAGAACAACGCUCAGAGACAACCCAUCGAAAUUUGCGUUGGUUAGGAGGGCCGUUAUUCGAAAAACUGCUGACAGGUGGAAGCCGAGUGAUGAAGAAGAUCAAUUCAGUAAUGUCGGACAGAGAAAACCAGGAUCAUCUUGCUGAAGUGUUAGAAGAAGAAAGUACAACUGCAGCGACCGUUUUGACGAGUGGUCCUUCUGCGUCAGGACAAGCAACUUCUAGCUCAAGCGCUUUUACUAGGAGGAGUAGUGCUGCUGGUCUCACUGCAGGUCAGCGCUUUCGACAGGCUUUCGGGAUUAGCAGCAAGAAGAACGAACAAGAUGAUGCUGAUUCAACAUCUCCCUCUUCCCCUCGUCGACGGUUAAAGGUGAACUGCGAUACUGCUACUUCAGCUUGCGAAUGUGCUAAGAUGCGGCCAUUCUGUGGUUGGUUCGCACGAAAUUCGGACGACAUUAGUGAAGGGAAUUGUCGAGAAGCCAUCAACUCCCGUGGUGGUGCCGAAGGGAACGUUGCCGUGGAAACGAGCUGCUUUGAGUGCCCUACUCAGGAGACGACUAUGGAAAACGUUUGUUAUCUUCAAAUAAGGUAGUGGGUGAUUCAUUUUUUCCAAGUCCAAGAAGAAGAAAGAUUUAACUUUUACCUUAUCCUUUUCCUUAUGUUUGUAAUUCUAAUUCCUUGCCCGGCUCCGGCGACCAGCCUUGUUCUCGCACAGCACUCUGGUCUCGCAUUGGCACUGCUCUCCCGAUGCUCAAACCUCACGUAGCGGUUUUCACCAAAGAGGAGACGAUGUUAGACAGGAUUAACCAUCCGGAAUAUCCUGAAAACACGCAAAUUGGAGGUCGUGCGGUCAGCGAAAUGCUCUGUGGCAGUGUUAAUUUCUUGACUGGAGACGACAAGGACGGAGCCGUGAAAGAUCUGGAAGACGCAGCAGUAAAUUUGAAUGCUGCAAGAGCGGGGGGAAGGAUGCUUAUGAGAGCCAAGAAAAGUUUAUAAAUAUUCUACUCUGGUGUUGUAAUCCAAAUCCUUCAUUGUUCUUCCAUGAUUCAUCGACUCAAGUGGCCCGUAAUAACACAAGAUGAAUUGCCUCGCUCUCGUCUCUCUACAACUGUUUAUUGUUCUUCUAAUUGCCAAUUCGAUAUCAGAACCAACCAAUCCGACGUGAGUGGUCAACCCUUCGGAUAUUUGCCGCAAUACCGUGUCGCCCCCAGAGCGAGCGAGACGUAUAUGGGUACUUAUUCGCGUUCGGGUUUCUUAGGCGUGCAGAAUGUGGUGAACGAGUUCUUGUCGUGCGAUUCUGAAGCUGAUAGUUGUUUUGGAGCUGCCGCUGCUGCUGGUAACGGCAACGUUGAUUCACGGAGUGCGGCGUUCACGAUCAUUACGGCUACUUACUUUUUGUUUUUUUAUCCCACUUUUGCUUUUGCAAAUGCUGUAUAACAGAGUAGUUUAUGGCACGCGUGGUGCAUGGAGUAGCAUGGAGUGCAUGGAGCGCAGAGCUUUAAGGGGCGCAAGAAGCUCCCCCUUCAGCUCCAUGCUACUCCAUGUGAUCCAUGCACUCCAUGCCAUGCGAGCUGUGAAACCUUACAAAUUGCUCUGGUAUAAAUCUAUGUAUAUUAGCUUCGCUCUUCUCGUCCUCGACGUCAUAAGACCAUAGGAAAACUGUUCACUUAGUACAACCUUCGCUUACAAUAGCAACAAGAACUUGAACUUACUUCCGCAGCUUCUCAACGGCGUUCUUAUAGACUCUAAUCCACCAGACGCCACCAAAAGACCCGACCUUCAAAAGAUAUCCAUGAACAACUUCGGAAUACCGCAAUACUGGGAUAACGUUAGGCUACGAGCAGUAAUGGGAGAUAACGACGAUGCUAGUGAAGGCCUCUUUUUUGGCCUUUGUAUUCCGAUUUUACCUUUGGUCGGCAGAGUCUUGUUGGAGAAGGAAAAGAAGAUUAGGGAAGGUACUUACUACUACUAGGGCGAGAGAGAAGUUUUUAACUCCAGUUGUACUGAUUGUACUUGUACUAGACAAGGAGAGCUACAGCUAGUAGAGCUACAACUUUUAGUUUUUUACUUUUUUGUGUCGAGGAUCCUGAGGAUGAAGAACACUUGCGUAUCAGAUAGGCGCUUUUUUCACACUUUACUUGCUCAUAAUAAGUAGAUAAUCUAAAUGUAAGCAAGUAAAGUCGUCCCCACCUCCAUAAUAGUAGAUAAUCUAAAUCUAAGCAUGCAAGUAAAGUCGUCCCCACCUCCAUAAUAGUAGAUAAUCUAUCUAAGCAUGCAAGUAAAGUCGUCCCCACCUCCACGUCCUCCUCCACGUUUACCACCACAUCAGGUAUGCGAGCGAUGGGCAUGAAGGAUAGCGCUUACUACCUGGCUGUGACGCUCUUUCACACGAUUUUUGCUUUUGCAGCCUCUUUGGUCAUCCUCUUCCUGUGGAAUGUGCUACCCGAUUGGCAGGGUUUCAGCGGCAACGGUUGGAUCUUUUGGUGGCUCUGGAUGAACACUCUGCAUUGUCUACAGCUGGCACUGUUUCUGUUAAGGCUUUCUGUAGUCCAUCUUGUCGAGAUGAAGCAUUUUACUAGCAUUGCUAAAGUCGUGGGCAACCUAGCUAGAGAUGUAGCAUUUUACUAGCACCAUUUAAAGUGGGCAAUAAAAAACUAAUGGUUGAUGUUCCUUUAUAGUGGGCAAGACCAACAUGUCUUUCAAAUGAGAAACAGAAGCAGAACGAACCAGAAUGCUUCUCAUCUUCAUCAAAAUGGAUGGAUAUACUGAGUGAGGAGGUCUAACUGUCAGUGUCUUCUUCAACAACAUGACCUUCGGAAAGAUCGCUUGUAUGGGCAUCGUCAGUAUCACGAAUUUGUUCGGCAGAUUGAUGCCUCAGAUCGACGUGGCGUGGAGUGUCGCUUCGAGGCUGAGUUUGCGGCGCUUUGUGUGUAUGUGGAUGCCUGGAACAACGGUUACAUACGCGAUGCGUGUCUGGUACGAACUCGAGAUGCGUACUGAUGGUGUGACUAUCGAUACUGUUGGUGAGCGUGUGUCUGUUAAGGCUUACCUCCGUAAUUCAUCUUGAAGAGCAUCUUAGUUUCAAGUGUUUUCAAAGGGAAAAUAAUUGUCAUAAGCUUGACCAAAGAUGCUUUUCGAGAUGAAUAUUUUUAUCGGCACUAGAAGAGUCUAAUUCUUCUUUGACGACUGACUUCAGUUUCCUGGACUGCAUCAUGAUCAGCCUUUUGGGUGUUUUGUGGAUGACUCUGCUCUUCUGCUACGCAGAUCAAGUGACGCCGAGUGAGUUCGGGAUUCCACGCAAAUGGUAUUUUCCGUUCACCAAAGAAUUCUGGGUCAAUGAGGUGUUCGCCUCUUGUGCCAAGCGUAGUGCUGGUGGAGAAGGAGGGGACAAUGGAAACAAUGCAGAACCUGCUAGCGCAGUGUUGGACCGUCAGCAAUCGAAAGAGUCUGAAAUUUCGGGUCAUCUCGAACAGUCCGGCAAAUACUUCGAGUCUCUCACUUUGCAACAAAAAUCCCUUCAGCAGAAUAACGAGUGCGUGAAAGUGAGAGGCUUGCGGAAGGAGUUCGACAGCGAUGGCAGGACUCUAGUCGCGGUGAACGACGUCAGCAUGACGAUGUACCGAGAUGAGAUCUUUGUGCUUCUUGGUCACAACGGCGCAGGCAAAACCACUACGUUUUCCAUGUUGUAUGGUUUGAUCCCCAUGACCAAAGGGUCUUGCAACUUCUUUGGCCGCAGCAUGACUGAGCAGUUUACGAGCGCGCAUCGGGGUCGUGUGGGGAUUUGUCCGCAGCACAGCGUUUUAUGGGAUCAACUGACAGUUCUAGAACAUCUACUGCUCUUUGCUUACUUCAAAGGUGUCCCGCGUAAUGAGGCGUUGCUGCAAGCGGAGGAACUAUUGAGGGAGCAAAUGAUGGAAGACAAGAGGAAUGCUAUGGCUAGCACUCUGUCUGGUGGUAUGCAACGGAAAUUGUCCUUGGCGAUUGCUUUCAUGGGCAAUCCUAACAUCGUUUUUCUAGACGAACCCUCUAGUGGUAUGGACACAACUGCGCGACGCGAGAUUUGGGAUCUCUUGCGCACGAGAAAGGAUGGCCGGGUCAUCGUCCUCACCACACACUACAUGGACGAAGCCGACGUUUUGGCUGAUCGUGUAGCCAUCAUGAGCCAUGGCGUAGUGAAAUGCAACGGGACACCGCAGUUCUUGAAGCAAGCCUACGGCUGCGGUUAUAACCUGAGCUUCAACUGCGUAGGUUCGGCUUUAGGCGUCGCGGAGAAAUUUAGCGCAUUCUUGAGUCGGGAGGCCUUUUCUGAGGCUGGCAGUUGCAAGUUGAUGACCACCAGCGGAUCCGAGAUGUUGUUCCUCGUGCCAUUUGAAGCCUCACCACAGUUUGAGCGUGCGUUUAACGUGAUCGAACAGAGGAAAGCAGACUUUGGAAUUGUUUCUUGGAAUCUGCAUGUCUGCAAUCUAGAAGAGGUCUUCUUGAAGGUUGCCUCAGAUCAGGCGGAUGAUGAGGAGAAACUGGCGCAAUCAGUUUUGGAACGGGAGCGCACUGUUAGUCGUGAGGUGAGCAAAAACGUUGCUGGUGGUGUGAACAAUAAAGGAAACAAUGUUGAGAACCUCGACGAGGCUGCUGUUGGGGUGCCAUUGCCUCCGAAUCCAAUGGCUGAUGGCAAUCAAGGGGUUCCGUCUGAAUUUAUGGCGAGUGGCUGUAGUUCAUAGACUAGUAUAUAAUGCACUCUACUUACUCUCUGCUUCUUGUUUUGUAGUGUCGAAUGGAUCUUCUGGAAGGUUGCUUAUUUCUUCUUCUUCCCCCUCCUCUAAAAUCCUCAUCAAGCUACAACCACGGCCUGCGCGACAGCUGCUGACUUUAGUUGAGAAGCGUUUUAUCAAUGGAAAGCGGUCUUGGGGGACGACACUGUGCCAGAUCACGUGUCCAAUCAUCUACCUUUUGAUCACCAUCGUGAUCACCAAGAUCAGUCUGAUGGACUGGCCGAGGUUGAAACUGACGGCGACAAAUCACUACAAUAUCGCCGUGGAGUCCGAGUCGGAUCGGAAAUCGAUCGCAGGAACUACGAUCAUCUUGUCGGAUCACGAUUCUACAGAGUACACUACUUUAAGCACUUCUUCUUUGAUGACGCAUCUGCGAUCGUCGCAUGGCGCUCCUUUUGUAGCCAACGCGACGUUGCUCGAGCAGACAUGUCCGAUGAGCUCGUGCGAGGCAAUGUCUUUUGGGAGUGUUACGGCUAUAAGCAUGCUGAACUCAUCAUCAUCAUCAUCAUCUUCGAGAUGCUCUUUUUCAACUUUUCUCUACUUAUAUAUAACUUGUUGAAAAUGGCUGUAGAUGCUCUUCUACUAGAUUGACUUAAUACGUGGAUGAACAUCGCAUUCUUGAUUCGCUCACUCUAAUCCUAGUAGCGGCAAAGGAGCUGUGAUGUGGGGUUCUGAGUCGGCUUAUGGUGGAUGUACGUCCACUGACGUGACGUCCAACAUGAUUCAACUCAGUGGUGCAAUGGGCAAGAACUACGAUACCACGACCCAGACUUCUUUUUCAGCAAGUCCAUCUAUUGCUUCUUCGCUGUUGACUGCCGGUUUCAGUGCCGCAGCCAGGAACCCGCUUGCCCCGUUGAAUCAAUUGAAGAAGCCAGCGCGCUAUUGGUGGCCUACCUCUUGGACUACGGCAGGAGGCAUCGGGACUGUUUUCAACGCCAUGCGACAGAUGGAUUACUGGUUGGAAAGGCAGGUUCCUAAUGCAGCUCCUGACGAAGCGAAAUACGGCGCUUUCAUGCUCGGCAAAGACAAGACUGGCCUGAUCAAGGUCAACGGCACAGGUAUUCACGCUAGCCCAAUCUUUCUGCAAGAGUUUCACAAUGCGGCGGCGAGGUCUGAUGGUCGAGGUGGCGAACGUGUUCCUUAUCUUCAUCCGCUGCCUACGACGCCAGCAGAGCGGCUAGCAGAACUAAACAAUAGUGCUUUCGUUCUGGGCAUGGGCAUCAUCCUCUCUUUUGGCUUCGUCUCGUGCUUCGGGAUGGUCUUCAUCGUGGAAGAGAAAGAAUCAGAAGUCAAGGUUCAGCAAUACGUGAACGGCGUGGGCAUCAAGCUCUACUGGCUGAGCAAUUUAUUGUGGGAUUUUGCGCUCUACUUGAUCCCGAUCUUCAUGAUUCUAGCUCUUUUCGCAGGAUUUGACUUGACGAUCUUCACGAACGAGAACACCAUUAGCGCGACUUUGGCAGUUUUGCUGCUUUUCGCACUAGCCAUGCCCUUGUGGAACUACAUCUUGGGCCACCAAUUCCGCUCUAGCGACACUGCCAUGUCGGUUGCGAUUGUCCUCAACGUCAUUUUCGGCUUUGUCCUCUUCUUAUGACACCAAAAUACGUUAUCAUUAUCAUACUUUUCUACUUAAGAAACUUGAUAAUGAUAACAGAUUUUCCUUUCAUACUUCUUAGUGGGUUUGUUGUUGGAAAUAAUUCGGUUUGACACCACGAGAGCUUUGCUGAAAAAUUGGGGAUGGAUCUUGCGUUUCUGGCCGAUCUACACUUUGGGCGAAGGCGUAAGGCGUAUUCUUUUCGUGGGAUACUAUUGGGAACGGACACCACCGGAAAUUAUUCCAGACGCUUUUUGGCCCAAGUGUGAAGAACAAUACGAAAAUCACGAAGUGCCGCCAUGGGAAUGCUGUCAGAAUAUCUUCGACCGAUUUGGUGCUGGGCCUGCGGUGACAUAUUUACGUCCUCUCGCCAAUCCCUCCCCACAAACACACAAAAUUCACCUCGUUUUCUUUUAAUUUACUUUCAUUUAAUUCUAGUGCAGGGGUUAGUAUUCUAAACGACCUACAGUCUAGUCCUCUCAUCAUUAUUUACGCACGAACCUACGUUUGACGGUUUUACUUUUACUUUUGUUGCAAGAAGUACCCCCCCUCUUCCUUCUCUCUAAUCCCUCUCGCCAUCGAAGUUUUCCUUUACUACGGUAUUGCAGUUUUGAUCGACUACAGUCAGCAGGACGUGCGCAUCAGGCAGUAUCUAGAGCCGAUCGCGCCUCUGUCCAGAAACGCACCGGUGAAUCUGAGACAAUUCCGCGACGCCAGCGUUUUGGCUGAAGAGAUGAAGGUCGAAAACCUAGCACAAGCAGGCAGCGAGGUGAUCAGUCAGAAAACAGGAGUUUUUUGCCGUGCAGUAAACAAGGUCUUCGAAGUCAGUGGUGCCAUAGGUGAAGAAGGCGAACGGAUCGAUCGAAAGAAGAGCUUCUGCGAACUCUGCUGCCUUAACGCUACGCCUUGUGGCUAUUGCUGUCCAGGAUGUGUCAACUCCUGCUUCGAUGUUGGCAGCAAAAAGACGACCAUCAACGCAGUCCGAGAUGCAUCCUUUGCUCUGGAUCGUGGUGAAGUCCUCGGAUUACUCGGAGCUAACGGUGCAGGAAAAACUACGACAUUCCGUAUGAUGUGUGGUAUCGCAGUGCCAGCCAAUCAUCCUCAAACUGACAUGGUUGUCGGAGGAAGAAGCAUCAUCACAGAGAGAGAUCGAUGUCGGAAAGUAUUCUUACUAGGAUUUCAUUUGCUGGGCACUCACAGUCACACUCUACACUUGUUUAAUAUUAUAAUAUUUGCCUGCUGCUUGUCGUCGUCCCUGUACAUUGCAACAUAACUCUUUUAUUUGCAGUGUUAAACAGAGUCAGAGAAGAACAAUGAGAUAAACAACAAACAUCAAAACGUAGGUCCUCGGCUACACCGCUCAAGCGAACCCUAUUUGGCCAUCGAUGACGGUGGAAGAGCAUCUCUUUUUCUAUGCUUCAGUUAAGGGCGUUCCUUCUGAGCGUUUGCCAGACGUAAUGGAAACGACGAUCCGUGACAUGGAUCUCAGUUUACAUCGAUACAAAAGGGCAGGACAGUUGUCGGGAGGUACUCUGGGAAGUUCUACCGUUUGCAGGCCUUGGCGUAUUUUUGCUAAUAUGGCAGUGAAAAUUCAAGUACACAUCGACCUGCACGUCGUCAAUGCCCUCUUUUCCUAUCAAACUCAUCUGGAUUCUCAACGAUCUACGACUUCCUCAAUAAGGUAACAAACGGAAACUCGUCAUUGCUAUGUCGUUGAUCGGCUUUCCGCCUGUCCUGUUCCUCGACGAACCCUCUGCCGGAAUGGAUCCAGAGGCGAGACGGAACAUGUGGGCCAUUAUCCAAAGAAUAGCAACUAAGCAAAAACACUCGACUGUGGUGCUGACGACACUUAUGACUGGAUGUUGAACAAGAAUUCUUGUAUAGUAAAAAUGUUAAAGCUUGAGUUUCUUUGAGGAAUCCUUGUAUAGUGAAAAUUUAAAUUGUAAUAUAUUCUCACUGUGUUUUCAACGACUACUUCGGUUUUGUCAGAUUCGACUUUUGAGAUCCAAAAAUUUGAUUUUUGAGAUUGUUCCUCUCUAACCAGAACUCAAUGGACGAGUGUGAAGCCCUUUGUAGUCGUGUGACGAUCAUGACUCAAGGCGUAAUGCGAACGAUCGGCACCAUUCCAGAGAUCAAAGCGCAGUAUGGUAGUGGUUUCGACUUGUUCCUGAAACUACGGACCCCGACCCACGCCGAACUGAUGUCCAUGUGGCAACAACUUGGGCAGCCAGCAGCCCUGGACCCAACGAAUUGGCCUGGAAGUGGUGCUGUGAGCGCCGGAGCAAGUACGAUGCCAGCAUCUGCUAUUCCGUCUGUAAACUGCAUGCAAGUUUCUCAGUUGUUGGAUAUGCUGGCGCAAACGUGGCCUUGGCAAAAACGGGUUGCUUGGUUAUUGCGCUCGUCGAGAAGCAGCCCUUUUCCAGCUGUGAGCCGCUUAGCAAGUAAACCACAGGAUAGGUUAUGGCUAAUGAAUAAAUAUGAAUACUUCUAUCAGAUAUUAUACGUGAGCACACGGAUCUCUUUCAUCUGCUCUAAUGGGGAUGCACAUGUCGACUUCUACAUCCUGACAAGGAUGAGGAUAGUACUUAGUAUCCAAAUAAUCGAAAACUGAAAAUACCCGAGUUGUUACUGACUGAAAUAAGAGACGUACUAGUCUCGGCAGGGGGCUACUCUUCCUUGUAGUUCAGUCUGUUACUCCUCGGUUAUUUCAGUUUCUGUUACAACUCGGAGGUUAUUUCAGUUUAUUUUCGAGUAAGUUGUACAUCUACAUAGAAGCAGUACUAGUAGCACUUUCUCUUUCGUCUGCUCUAAUUCGCAUCACAAAUCAAGAGCUGCUGGAGAUGCACAUGUCGUCAUGCAAGGGGAACGUUUUGCUACACUGGUUUGUCCAGAGUAUCUACCGAUUGGAGCUGACAGACUGGGUCUCUGAGACCUUCCCAGGCAGCUUCAUGGUCGACACACAAUGCGGUAGCGAACAAGUGACCUUCCGCAUUUUUAAUGCUGUUAUGAUAUAGAAGAUACAUGAUGUUUUAUAAGAACUCAAAGAUAAUGCGUUACGAUUAGUCUCUGUUAAAAAAGCAGGGUUAGUGAGAGUGGUUAAACAACCUAGACAAUCUCUACAAAUCAUCAUCAUAAUUCACAGAAUGAAAGAGAUGAGAACUAUCCUUCUUAUAGUUCUAGUAUCAACUUCUUGUUCUUCGCGUAAGUCGAGUAAUGAGUUCUUAAGAACUUAAGUUAUUCUCAGCUAAGUUGAGUUCUUAUGUUCUCACGAGCUUAAGUUAUGAAGAAUGUAACUGUAGUGCUGAACUUGAUCUUCAUUCUUAGUGCUGAACAACUUGCUCUUCACUGGUGGUAAUGAGGUUGAUUUUCUACACAAGUUAGAAGAAGUAGAUGAGGACUCUAAGGCAAGUAGCGAAAGCACCAGUGGAGGAGCUCCGCCAGCCAAAGCUGCUGCCGCGAGUUCAGCCUCGCUUGGCAGCCUGUUUGGCACUAUCGAAAGAGUGAAAGAGGAAUACAAAAUCCAAGAGUAUUCCAUAAGCCCAACAUCUUUGGAGCAGAUUUUCAAUACCUUUACACGCAGCGCGAUGACCAUCCACCAGGCAGAACAACAAGCACAGCAGCCACGGAUCAGCCAAGAUGCGGUUGGAGUACCGGUUAUCGCGAUGAAUACGCAGGCUAGUCCGGCCAACGUGAGCCAAGUCGCCCCAGUGGUGGAUGCUACUUCUGCAGCCGCAGACGCGUAAUGAUGUGGACUCGUUCGGCGUGGGGUCUCGUUUGAUACUAUCCAAAUAUCAUGGCCUCAAAAUGGUAAUAAAUCUGAACAUGGACGACGAUCUUUGCUCAUUACUUAGUGCAUUAGUCUUCUUGUUCUUUGGUGGUUUAUGACUAUGAGACUGAAUUGAUUGCGUUUGCGCAAUCUAUUACUAAUUCGAGUGUGCGCGGUGAAGAUGUCCCUAAUAAUUUGAAUUUACUUCUCUUGUCGAAUACUUACAUUUUUUUCGAGUAUGCCCUCAUCGAAAACUAUUUUUCGACUUCGUGCUUGUCUAAUUAUGUGAUAUCUUGAGUGGUGGGAAAUGCGCGAUCUAAUACUGAUUCGAGUAUGCGCGGUGAAGAUGUACCUAAUUGGAUGUUACUUCUCUUGUCGAAUAUAUUUUUUUCGAGUAUGCCCUCAUCGAAAACUAUUUUUCGACUUCGUGCUUGUCUAAUUAUGUGAUAUCUUGAGUGGUGGCAAAUGCGCGAUCUAAUACUAAUUCGAGUAUGCGCGGUGAAGAUGUGCCUAAUUGGAUUUUGCUUCUCUUGUCGAAUAUAUUUUUUUCGAGUAGGCCCUCAUCGAAAACUAUUUUUCGACUUCAUGCUUGUCUAAUUAUGUGAUAUUUUGAGUGGUGGUAAAGAAAAUAUAUGUCAAAUAAAUGAAUACAGAAAGACGGAACAGAAAUGACAGUCUCUCUCGGGUUUUUCUGUGGGUUAUCUGUCUCUUUGAUAGAUUCAGGGGAAUGUCGUGUAUCCAAAGCUUUUUCUCCUCGCUAUUUUAAUUUUCAUGCCAGAAUAAAGCUCGGGACUCCUGCUGCAUGCCCUUAUCAAGUCAGUGUUUGUAGUGGUUGUUGCAAAAAACGAAAACUUUUUUUUUAGUCACCAAGAACAUAUCCUGCGUCAUUGAGAUUCGUGAUCAGGUGUCAAGUUAUGACAGACUCAUCAUCAAGCAAUUGCAGAAGUUCUACUUAAUCGUUUUCGCGGUAGUUUUGAGUCAGAUUAUCAUCUGAAAGCACAGCGAUAUUCGAAGUUAAAGAAGUUGAAAAUGAUUUUCUGAAAAUUCCUUCACAAAAAUUAUAUGAUUUUUUUCUUUUACUAGAUAGAUCUAGAAGGCAAUAUCACAGGUAGAAUCAAAAAUCAAGUUCUUGAAUGUGUGAUCUUAAAUAAAAUAAGGUGGUAUCAAGUUGUUUUGCUCUGCUGUUGAGGACUGUUGUAAAGGGAAGGUGAGUGUGUAAAGAGAAUCGAAUAAAUAGAAUAAGAGCAAGUGGAGAUUGCUUUCAGUAUCUGAACAAGUAGAUGACUGAGGAUCGAUCAUGACCGUUCAUCACUUCCAUUCGUUUGUCUGAGUUUCAAUGGACCCCGUCUUGUUUGGUAUAAUGUGGUCUUGGUCAAUACAUAGAACUAGAAAAAUUUCAAUGCAUGAACAACUCAAUUCUUGUCUGAAUUGGGCGGUAGAAUUCAAGUUUCAACUACAUUCUUGUGGCAGCUUCAUCUUAGCCGAGAAACACGCAAAAGAUAUACUUACUCUUCACAUCAUCAAAGUACUUAAGUGCCAAUUCGCAGCUCAUGAACGCACGUUCUUGCUGCUAGUGAUACUUCGUCUUCCUAUGGAUCUACAGCGGAUUUUUGAGAUCAUAAGGUCGCGAUCGCAUGUUGUGCGCAAAUACAUGAGGACCAGUGAAGAUCUAGUACUUGGUGGACGAGAAUACAACAUGAUCCCUCUCACAGAUCUUCAAUGC
Amoebophrya sp. A25 is the source of this 14162-nucleotide messenger RNA. NCBI's taxonomy places the organism in Eukaryota, Dinophyceae, Syndiniales, Amoebophryaceae. The record is from the annotation of a GenBank genome assembly.